This is a messenger RNA of Beauveria bassiana ARSEF 2860, 387 nucleotides long. Its product is annotated as HIT domain-containing protein. NCBI's taxonomy places the organism in Eukaryota, Fungi, Ascomycota, Sordariomycetes, Hypocreales, Cordycipitaceae. The record is from RefSeq and is a predicted model, not a curated record. Gene Ontology annotation, biological process: nucleotide metabolic process. The transcript has 5 exons. Gene Ontology annotation, molecular function: catalytic activity. Bases 1 to 387 code for a protein of 128 amino acids.
AUGGCGGCCUGCAUUUUCUGCCGUAUCAUCAAGGGUGAAAUUCCCUGCAUGAAGCUCUUUGAAAGCGAGAAGACACUUGCAUUCCUCGAUAUUGGCCCCCUGAGUAAAGGGCACGCACUUGUCAUUCCGAAGUUUCACGGUGCCAAAUUGGCAGACAUUCCCGACGACCAGUUGACCGAAAUUCUGCCGACUCUGAAGAAGCUGGUGUCCGCAACGGGAGCUACUGAUUAUAAUAUUCUUCAGAACAAUGGGACCAUUGCUCACCAGCAAGUUCAUCAUAUUCCCAAGCCGAGUGAGACAGAAGGCCUCGGUAUCAAUUGGCCCACUUCUGCCGGUGAUAUGGAUAAGCUCAAAGCUCUCUGCGAGGAGAUCAAGACUAAGAUGUGA